GGCCGUUGGAAGUGGUGAAGUUGUGAUAUCGCCGCGAAUGAAUGCCGACGGAGUUUCCAUGGAGGAGAAUAAUCCAGGUGAAUCCAUUGAAGAGCAGACAAUAAAUGGAGUGCUGGAUCCAUCGCCGAGCGCAAAGAUUGUCCAGUGGAAAGUCCUCCUCCACCAGAUUGGACUGGAUGUAGUUCGCACGGAUAGAGUUUUAGAGUUUUACGAGGAUCCCAAGAACUUGGGAAAGCUCUGGGACAUCCUGGCCGUGUACGCUUGGAUCGACGAGGAGGUUGGCUACUGUCAAGGUAUGAGCGAUCUUUGCUCGCCGAUGGUGCUCCUUUUCCCGGACGAGGCUGACGCCUUUUGGUGCUUCAAGUGCCUGAUGCGUCGAGUGGUGCACGAAUAAGAUGAUGGGGGUUCAGAAGGAGCUCUCCUUCCUCGCAGCUGCCAUG
Selaginella moellendorffii is the source of this 440-nucleotide messenger RNA. Its product is annotated as TBC1 domain family member 17-like. NCBI's taxonomy places the organism in Eukaryota, Viridiplantae, Streptophyta, Lycopodiopsida, Selaginellales, Selaginellaceae. The transcript has 4 exons. Gene Ontology annotation, molecular function: GTPase activator activity. Gene Ontology annotation, biological process: activation of GTPase activity. The coding region runs from base 38 to 394 and encodes 118 amino acids. The record is from RefSeq and is a predicted model, not a curated record.